This is a messenger RNA of Sardina pilchardus (European sardine), 8757 nucleotides long. RefSeq names its product polymerase (DNA directed), theta (gene polq). The transcript is spliced from 31 exons. The record is from RefSeq and is a predicted model, not a curated record. Gene Ontology annotation, molecular function: DNA binding; ATP binding; DNA-directed DNA polymerase activity. NCBI's taxonomy places the organism in Eukaryota, Metazoa, Chordata, Actinopteri, Clupeiformes, Clupeidae. Bases 1 to 7641 code for a protein of 2546 amino acids. Gene Ontology annotation, biological process: DNA-templated DNA replication; double-strand break repair via alternative nonhomologous end joining.
AUGAAAUAUCCCAACAAGCAGGCCAAGGGACAAUCCCAGUAUCCCAGAGUUGUCAGAAGACCUGGAGACGACGAAAAGACUGCUGCGGACCGUCGGAAAACAAACCCCGCAUUGGCAAAAUCGCCUGAGAGAAAUCCCUCUCAUCCUCCAAGAAAGAAAAAUCAGGAUGCUGAGGAAUCUAUGAUAAGAGGUACCCACUCAAGAAGCACAGGAAAGGACUACAUCCUCUUCAGCCCUACCCAUGUAGCGGCGGCAAAGGAGAGAAGAGGCCACCAGAUGUCGUCCCGUUCCCUAGGCAACCACUCAGUGUCCGUGCUCACACCUCCCUCUGGCCUGGAGCAGAGCUCUCUGGGGGAGACACUGGCCGAUGCAGGACUGAGUAUGCAUAUGGCGAUUCCUACUGAUCUCACAGACAAGCUACUACUGUCCAGCUGGGGCCUUCCCAAGCCUGUGCUCGACCGGUACCAAAGCCGGGGGGUGCAGCGCAUGUUUGAGUGGCAAGCUGAAUGCCUCACCCAGAGAGGGGUCCUGGAAGGCAGAAACUUAGUGUAUUCAGCUCCAACCAGUGCUGGGAAAACUUUGGUGUCUGAGUUACUCAUUCUCAAGAGAGUCCUUGAAACGAGGAAGAAAGCUAUAUUUAUUCUGCCAUUUGUGUCUGUGGCCCGGGAAAAGAUGUUCUAUUUGCAGGAUGUGUUCCAGGAGGCGGGGGUGAGGGUGGAGGGCUAUAUGGGCAGCACGUCGGCUGCAGGCGGGUUUGGGGCUCUGGAUGUGGCCGUAUGCACCAUAGAGAAAGCAAAUGGACUCAUCAAUAGGCUGAUUGAAGAGGACAGAAUGGACUUGUUGGGAAUAGUGGUUGUAGAUGAGUUGCACAUGGUUGGAGACUCUGGGAGAGGCUAUUUGCUGGAACUUCUACUGACCAAGAUUCGCUUCAUUGCACAGAAAACCUCAACUGCAGAAACAAGCCAGAGUGUGUGUAAGGAAAUUCAGAUUGUGGGGAUGAGUGCCACGUUACCCAAUCUGGACCUCUUGGCCAACUGGUUGGAUGCUGAGCUUUAUCACACCGACUACCGGCCCGUCCCUCUGAAGGAGUGGGUGAAGAUCGGCUCCAGUGUUUACGACGGCUCAAUGGCCCUCGUCAGGCAGUUCCAGCCUGCUCUUCAGGUUAAGGGGGAUGAUGACCACGUUGUGAGCCUGUGUUUUGAGACCAUACAGGACGGUCACUCCGUGUUGCUGUUCUGCCCCUCUAAAAGCUGGUGUGAGAAACUGGCAGACAGCAUUGCAAGGGAAUUUUACAACCUCCAUCACAAAGGUACGCAAAAGCAGGGUUUGUCAGGCCCGCCUCCUGUGUCUCUGAAGCACGAGGGCCUGUUGGAUGUGGUGGCUCAGCUGAAACGCUCCCCUGCAGGACUCGAUCAGAUCCUCCAGCGCACCGUGCCGUGGGGGGUGGCCUUCCAUCACGCAGGACUGACCUUUGAUGAGCGGGACAUCUUAGAGAAUGGCUUCCGUGAGGGUUGCAUCCGAGUCCUGGCCGCGACGUCUACCCUGUCGUCUGGCGUGAACCUUCCGGCGCGACGCGUCAUCAUCCGUACCCCUGUCUUCAACGGCCGCCUGCUGGACAUACUGACCUACAAGCAGAUGGCAGGGCGGGCCGGCCGCAAAGGAGUGGACACUGAGGGGGAGAGUGUGCUGGUCUGCAAGGAGUCUGAACGUCUCAAGGGCGUCAGCUUGAUACAAGGCACGCUGAAGCCCAUCAGCAGCUGUCUGAUUAAGAAGGAGGGCGAGGGCGUCACGACCAGUAUGCUGCGGGCAAUUCUAGAGAUUAUCGUUGGGGGAGUUGCGAGCACCCCGGAGGAGGUGAAGCUCUAUGCCUCCUGCACGCUACUGGCGGCUAGUCUGGCAGCAGAGGCAGGAAGUGCAGGAUCGGCGUCCAGCGCGAAGGACAAGAGUCGUGGAGCCAUAGAGGCCUGUAUAGAGUGGCUCAUGGACAACGAAUUUAUCCACAUCCAGAACGACAAAGAUGGUGAGGCAGAUUCUCAGUAUUGUCCCACUCAUCUGGGCUCUGCGACUCUGUCCUCGUCCCUGUCACCACCGGAGGCCCUGGGGAUAUUUGCUGACCUGCAGAGAGCAAUGAAGGGGUUUGUGUUGGAGAAUGACCUCCAUAUUCUUUACCAGAUAACCCCUGUGUAUGCGGACUGGACCACGAUUGACUGGUACCAGUUUUUCUGUCUCUGGGAACAGCUGCCGUCAUCGAUGAAGCGUGUGGCUGAAAUGGUGGGAAUCCAGGAGGGUUUCCUGGCACGCUCGGUCAGUGGGAAGCUAGUUGCCAAAACUGACAAACAACGAAGGCAAAUGGCCAUACACAAACGGUUUUUUACUACAUUGGUGUUACUGGACUUGGUGAAUGAGGUACCUCUGAGUGUUGUGGCGAAGAAGUACGGGUGUAGCAGAGGACAGCUUCAGUCUCUUCAACAGUCAGCCUCCACCUAUGCAGGAAUGGUCACAGUCUUCUGCAACCGCUUGGGUUGGCACAACCUGGAGAUACUGCUGUCACAGUUCCAGAGUCGCCUCAGUUUCGGCGUGCAGAGAGAGCUCUGUGAUCUGGUGCGUAUCUCUCUCCUGAACGCCCAGACCGCACGAACCCUGUAUAGCGCAGGACUUCUCACCGUGGCAGAUGUGGCGCACGGCCGUGUGGCAGAUGUGGAGAAGGUGCUGAGGAAAGCCGUCCCUUUCAAAAGUUCCAAGCAGGCCGUUGACGAGACUGAAUGGGAAGUCCAGGAGCGCAGAAGCUUGCGUUGUAUUUGGGUCAGUGGGAAGAAGCCCCUGACGGAGAGAGAAGCAGCGCUGGAGAUUGUGGCCGAGGCGAGGCACCUGCUGCAGCAGGACUUGGCCGUGCUGGGUGUUAACUGGGACCCUGCCUCUCUACCACUAGAGGGCAGCACAAACCAGCCAGCAGCAGAGCAAUCAGCUGGUGAGGAGUCGGAGCGGACAGAGGCGCACAAGCCCGAGGUCAACAAAGCAAGUGUUAAAGGAGGAGUUACCGACGCCGGUACAAGCGCAGAUUGUAGACAUGCAAAGGGAGUUGUGAGAGACGCAGAGAUCACGGAAAGUCGGCAAAUGCCACGUGACGACGCCGUCCGUGUCCAAGUUACAGCCAAAGAGAAUGUUGAAAGCGGGGAAGAACCCAUGGACACUUCUGUUGACAAAUCAACCAAGAACACCAUUACAAAACCUGUGCUGGAUUUUCCGCCUGCUGACUGCGAACGCCAAUCCAGUGCAUUGUAUAAAGUACUGAGGUCCAUAAAAGCAGAGGACAAGAAACGGCCAGUGGUUGACACAGUGUCUGCUCAGUCGUCUGUGAAUGUGAAUUCAGACAAUCAGUUGAAUACAAAUGGCAUGUCUACCUCUGAGGAGCAGUCUGCACCAACACCACCUGAAACUCAGGCGUCCAAACGUAGGAAAUUGGAAGAUUUUGGAGUGACAAAUGGAAAUGAUGGACAAAUAGUAAAUAGCAAACACACAUCACUUCCAGAGAGGACAGAUCUGUCUUCCUCAGACUUAGCUAAGGAUAUAAAUCACACAAGUAAAGAAGGUGACAAAAAAACAGAUAAACUUGAGCAAGCAGCCCGGUCGAUAGACUCUGAGGAAGUCCCGGGGUUAAGUUGUGACAAGAAUCAGGACAGUGGAAGGAAGGUCAGAUUUAAAACCAAGCACAUGAUUGCUGAGAACACGCAUAGUGAGGCCAAACAUGGAACGGAGAGAUCUACUUUAGUGCAACCAAACAGGAACAAAACUGAAGACUUCUUUCAAAGUCCAGAUGUUCCCCAAGACACUUCCUCAUCAUCACCAUGCCUUAUCAGGACACCAGGAGUCAAGCAAGCCACUGCAGUCUUACCAGCAGAGAAAUGUACUUCCCCAGAUUUGUACACAGGAAGUACAGGAGACUUUGGUGACAGCUUUCAGCUGGACACACAGACUGAGAGAAUUAUGCAGCAGCAAGAUGGUGUUUUUCAGGGAGAUGCCAACUUAAAAGCUAGUAAUGGAUCCAUGAAAUCCCAUCCCAAUGGUGUCAUGCUUAAAAUGUCCGUGUCUGAAGAUGAAAAGUCCUCUGAGGAAUCAGGUUUUGAGACAAACCCCAACAGGGAGAGGUCAUCGGGCAAUGAGAGUCCUACCAAUGUCUGCCUUCGCAGGAGUACCCUAGCCCAUCCCAAAUACAACAUCUCCCUGACAGACAGUCAAAUGGAGCAAAUUCUCAAUUACAGUAAUCAAGUCACCGAAGACAAUUUGAGAGCUCCGCAGCAGGACGAUCAAGCAGAGGAUCCACAAGCACUAGAGCCCAGCAGCGACCAGAAGAUCCCACAGCAUGCAGCCGAGACCAGCCUCAAUGGCAGCAGCAGUUUCCUAUUUGAUAGUCUCUAUGACAACUCCUUGCUGGAUGCCCUGGCAGCAGAGGAUGCAUCAGGUGAAACUGAGAAAAAGGGGGAAGGAAUGGCGGAAGAGAAUGGAAUGACUGAAGAGAAUGGAAUGAGGGCUGAGAAUGGAAUGGUGGAAGACAAUAAAAUGACCACAGUGGAUGGAAUGGCAGAGGAGAAUAGAAUGGUCGCUCAGGGUGGAAUAGCAGCAGACCCUGAGGAACCCUCAGAUGGUCUAGCCCCUGGUGAAGUUCAAGAGGCCAUCCAGUGGGGCGAGUCCUCAUUCAACCUGUCAGAGUGGGGAGAUUCCCUAUUGAUUGGAGAACAUUACCUGGAGAAAAUGAAUAGUGUCUUAAAAUGUGGCCAACUGCCAAUAGCUAACCAAGUUAGAGCAGAGAUGCCAGGUAUGGAGGAAUGUGUUAUGCCUGACUUCCCUGUUGACAGAGAAUUGAUUCCGAAAGAGCCAAAGGCAAAGAUCAGUGAGUCCUCAUUUCUCGUGAGUCCAGGAAUGCAAGACAUGUUUGAUAAGUGGUCCGAGCAGUUUUCAUCUCUCAGUGAGAUGCCAGUGGAGACAAAUUCAGACUCCUCAGAUCAUGAGAGUUGUAUAGCGGAGAAAGAAGACAAUAUGGUUGACACUAAAAAUAAAAACAAUGUAGAGGGGAAUGAAUUUGUCGUGACACACAACACAAUAGUAGACUCAAUGUCCAGACAAAGGGGUGACAUCAUUCCUCCAACCCCAGAACCUGUGACCCCUGUUAGGGUCAAGAUGACCACCUCGGCCAUCCAGUCACCACUUCAACCCCAAUCCUCAAUGAACUCGAAAGAAAAACCUUGGCCUGACGUGGAAGUAAAAUUAAAAUCCAACAUUAGCGAUGACAACCCUCUAACUGACAGCGGCCUCCCACGUGAGGCGACUGAGGAACAGACUUCCAUGGGAUUCACUCCCAGCAGUCCAGAGUCCUUCACAAUCAUUGAUGUGGCCAGUGAUCAGAGCCUCUUUGAAACUUUUGUGAAGGAGUGGCAAACACAGCAGAGGUUUGCUCUGGCUCUCGCCUGUGAGGAGUGUGAUCGCAUUCCAGAAACCAAGUCAGUCAUAGGUGUAAAACACAAACAAGUGACAAACCUGAGGAAAGACGGGUUCCCUGUGAAAGGAGAUGAAGGACUUGUUGUUGUUGGCAUCUCUGUGUGCUGGGGAGGAAAGGAUGCCUAUUACAUAUCUCUACAGCAGGAACAGACCAACACAGACAUCAGUGCCAGCUUAGCCCCUCCUCCUCUGGAUGACAAAUUGACUGCUGCUGAGAGACAGAAGCGAAUUCAAAGCUGUUUAGAAAAGAAGGUUCUCUCUGAUGAUGGAGGUGUUACAAUUUCAUAUGACUUUCUUCAAGUCUACAAGACAUUGUUGCUGGCCUGUGGAGUCUCACUUGGAGGAGUCUUUGAAGACCCAAAGGUUGCUUGCUGGCUGCUGGACCCUGGCUCUGAAGAACGCACUCUGCACAACAUGGUGACAAACUUUGCGCCACAAGACCUGUCUCUGCUGGACGGCAUUAGUCCGGGACAAGGCGUGCAGAGUUUAGGGAUGAGUGGGGAUGCCAGUUACUCCGGCCGCUACAGAGCAGCAGUGGAAUGCGUCCUUGUUUACAGAGUCAUGGCCCAGCUCACGGUCCUUCUGUCCAAGGACAAUCUAUUAGAUGUGUUUCACGACGUGGAGAUGCCAAACCAGUAUUGCCUGGCAUUGCUGGAGCUCAACGGUAUUGGGUUCAGCACGGAGGAAUGUGAAGCUCAGAAGCAUGUGAUGCAGGCCAAGCUCAAGGCCCUGGAGUCACAGGCAUACCAGCUGGCAGGACAUAGCUUCUCCUUGACCAGCCCUGACGAUGUUGCAGAGGUGCUGUUCUUGGAGCUGAAGUUGCCGCCAAACGGGGACGUAACUGGUCAGAAGGCCAAGAAGACUCUUGGGUACACACGGAGACCUGGCGGAGGUCGUGUCAGAUUGGCGAAACAGUUUAGCACCACAAAGGACAUUCUGGAAAAACUGAAACCACUGCACCAGUUACCGGGGGUUAUUCUUGAGUGGAGAAGAAUCACAAAUGCCCUGACCAAGGUAGUGUUUCCCCUGCAAAGAGAGAAAUGUCUGCAUUCAGUCCUGGAUAUGGAAAGGAUACAUCCAGUCUCACAGACUCAUACAGCAACAGGAAGAGUUAGUUUCACUGAACCAAACAUUCAGAAUGUCCCCAAAGAUUUUGAUAUAGAGAUGCCUACAGUAAUUGGAGAAAGCCAGCCAUUGGAGAAUGGAAGCAAUAUCGGCUCCUCAAAAAGGAGAAAAUCGAGGAUUCCACAGCAAUUUGCACCACUCAUCAAAACAUUGGAAACUCCACAAGAAAAAGGCACACCUUUCUCAGUUAGUAUGAGGCACGCUUUUGUCCCUUUUCCAGGAGGACUCGUCUUAGCAGCUGACUACUCUCAGUUAGAGCUUAGAAUCUUGGCUCACCUGUCGCGGGACCGGCGCCUUCUCAAGGUGCUUAACAGCGGCGCAGACGUCUUCAAAAGCAUCGCAGCUGAGUGGAAGAUGGUGGACCCUGCAUCAGUAGAUGAUCGUUUGAGACAGCAGGCAAAACAGAUUUGUUAUGGAAUCAUCUAUGGCAUGGGAGCGAAAACCCUUGGAGAACAAAUGGACAUUGAUGACAAUGAUGCUGCAUCUUAUAUUGAAUCUUUCAAGUCAAGAUAUUCAGGAAUACAGACCUUUUUAAAAGAAACUGUGAAGAACUGUGGAAAAAAUGGCUAUGUGCAGACCAUUCUUGGCAGGAGGAGGUUCCUCCCUGGCAUAAAAGAUAAAAAUAUGUACAUAAGAUCGCAUGCUGAACGCCAGGCAGUCAAUACAACUGUCCAAGGGUCUGCAGCUGACAUUGUCAAGCUCGCCACCGUCAACAUUCAGCGGCAGUUUAACAAAGCUUUCCAGAACAUACCGCGGUCCCAUCAGCACCCUGUGCCAGGAGCAGGUGGGUCAUUGUCAUGGCGAUCCCGGCGCCACCGAGUCCUCUCCAGGCCCUUGAGAGGAGCUUACUUCAUCCUACAGCUCCACGAUGAGCUCAUCUAUGAAGUCGCUGAAGAAGACCUCAUACAGGUUGCACAGAUUAUGAAGAAGGAAAUGGAGUCUGCGGUGAAGCUGUAUGUGAAGCUCUGUGUCAAAGUGAAAGUUGGCUCCAGCUGGGGUAAUCUACAAGACUUGGAUAUUUAGACAACUGGACGGACGUUGGUCACCAUUAGCACCUGUUCAAGAGCCAACAGGUUGAACUGCUGAUUUGUAAAAUGUUGGUUUGUGAUUGUGGUAUUUGCAAUAACAUUUCCAAAAAAUGUUUUGACCUUCUGUAUUUAUUGAUUUUUAGCCUCUUCACAGUUGGCCUGUACAUGAGAUUUCCUUUAUUGGGUCAGAAGCAGUAAUGAAUUUUAAUGAAUGUAAUUGAAUGUAUUGUAAUUAAAUGUACAUUUGCUGUAUGUAUGUACAGUAUAUCUGUGUUUGUCUCAGGGAACUCCAAUAUGUAUAGUUGUACACAUUCAACACUAUUUCCUACCCAGCUUGUAAGAAGACUUAAAAAUGUAUCACACUAUUAAAAGUUCUGAUUCGAAGUUUUGGUUUGUGCUGUUGCUUCAUUCCAACAGACAAUAUACAUCCCACAUUCAACGGGGGAAUUGGGUGCUUGCCCUUUUCUCCAAAUAGAAAAUGUUGGCCUUUGAUAUGUUUUGUGCACAGUCACCUUACUUAUCUAUAUUAAUGUAUGUGCAAAACAUCCAGACAUUCACCUAAACUCCAUAUCCAUACUUUUCCAGGUCUGGAAAGCAGUAAUUUGCCAUUAGCUUUUCCAGACCUUUUUUGCAAGCACCCUGAGAAUUGUUUGUUAUCAACGUAAUAGUACAAUGUCUUCCAUUAACUUGUGUAGUGGUUCUGAUCAAAUACCAUAGUACAGUGUUAUGUUUCACCCAACAGCAACCUUCCUCUUGGAUGGGGAAUAUGUGAGAACUUAUAUGUGAGAAAGUAAUGUACAUAAAUGGCAGUUCAUUGGAUAUUUUUGAUGCACUUGAUUUGUCUGACAUAAUCACUCAGCAAUUAAGUUUUCUUUAUGUAGCAUAGCUAUAGCAAUAGUACAAUCGACAGGUACAGUACCUAGCCUAGGAGUCUUCUUGCUCUGCUUUAAACUGGAAAGCUAUUUUUAGAUAUUAUAGUCACUCAGCUGAACAAACUUGACUACUGCUGUUGCAAAGACUGUUGAUAAGAUUGUUAAUAGGAGGGUAAUGACUUAAUAUGUUGGACAGCUGUGAGUAUAAAAUACUGUACUACCAGUAAUAUAAUAAUAAA